ACGCAAGGGAACAUCCGUCAUUGAAAUUUCUGGUGAAAUUUCUUCUCGCGAGAGGAAUACCAAAAGAGAUAUGAAUUUUAUAAAAAUGUGAUCAAGAAACGAAAUUCAGUCUCCAGACGUGGGUGCAAAAUUAACGAGUGACCUAUUAAACUCCCAAGGGUGUUCCUUUCGAUACCCUUUCAAUGUGUAUUCAUCUGUAGGACAGACGAAACGGAGCGAAAUUCAAGAUGCCGAUGAUCAAAGGCGAGGAGGAACCCGACUUCUUCAGGGCUGGUAUAGUUUACAGAGAACUGGGAUACUGGUUAUCUCAUAUGAAUAUAUACUAUCAAACCGAGAAUUAUUUUAAAAAGGCUAUCAGGCAGGGUCAAGAAAAUGAUUUUAGAACCUAUAUCGGUUUAUGCAAGGCGUUGAUGAAGUUUGCUAAAUACGAGGAGGCAGUGGAGACCGUUGAGAAAUGCAGGGAAAUAUAUCCAACCUACACCCACGUGAGGCACAUGAUGCUUCAAACGUUAUUCCAGAUCAGUGAAUUCGGGUACAGCUUAAUGCAUGCCUAUCAAGGCUACCAGAAGUAUCGAGUCACAUUUUUCGAGCAUGGGAUAUAUCAGGGGAACGAGACGAUCGAGGACUGCAUGGGUAGAAACACUUCGCCCAUAGCGUUUCAACUUCUAUCCCCUUGGAUAAGGGAGCUCGAGGAGCACCGGAAGCUACUGAUGGAGAUGCUUAAAGAGGAAGUUGACGAGCUUGCUGGCUUCGAAGAGGGGAACUCGAAGUUCAAAGUAAACGAUCCGGAAGCCCAAGCAGAGGUUGCCUUCAGGAAGCUCCAACGAGUGAUCGCGAAGAUCUUUCUCGGGAAACUAGCCUACGAUAAAAAGUUUCUCCAGGAUAUAUCCGAGGAUCCUGAUAUUCUCCAACCGCCUAACAAAGCCUUGGUAGCAGAGCUGCGUGCACUGGCAACGAGAAUUUAUUUAGAAACACAGAGUAGACAAGACAUCAUUAGAACGCGACGACCUCUCUACACGAUGCUCUUCGAAAGAAGAAAUAUACCCAAGGGUCACAGGAUAAUGAUGGAGGAAGAGAAGAAGUUACGUAGAAAUUUAAUCGUCAUCGAGGCGGAUUUCCUGUUGCGUCGUUUGCACGACGUUAGAAUGCGCAAAGAAUACACUACGUUCUUUAGAAUGGUGGAUAGAGUUAAAGACAAGUUCGAUUCCUACUCGGUGAAGAUGUUCCCCUUGAAGCAGCAGUGUCUGGACGCAGUCUACAACAUGGUCGCUUGGAUGUACAUAGACGCCCGUGAUUUAUCCGGUUUUAAAAGUAACCGGAUCAGAAAAAUCUAUUUGAAGCAUCAUCUGGGUAUACGGGUGGCCGAGUUGCCAAGGGACUGCGACAUCGCCUGGGUGAAGGCUAUCAACCGAAAAAAGGCUCUCAGAGUUUUUCGCAGGAGAUUAGCGAUGGCUUCGGAACCCCUCGAGCUAGCCUGGCUGUUCCACGAGUUGUCCAAACACCUGAUCGACAUCCGCCGCCACGACUUGGCCAGAUUUUACAUAAAGAAGGCUCGGAAAAAGGGUCAGGAAGCAGAGAGCGAGCAAUGGGUGCUCAACACCCAUCACUUGUUACUCCGUAUAGAAAUCAAUCAGAAUUACCGGAACGAAGCUAAGGAAGUCGCGUUGCACGCGCUCUCCAGCUCGAAGAAACUUGGCCUCGAUUUUCUCGUCGAUUUCUACACGAACGCGAUCAACGUGAUCGACGAAAUGGACACGGAGAAGCUGAUCGAUUCGGACGCGAUCACGGCUAGACAACAUUUGAUCCUCGAUCUGAUGCCGAAUGACAUGAAGCCCGAAGUGGAUUACCUUUGGAGGAGCAUGGAGGCUGUGCCUGCCAAACGAAGAUUAUCCGUGAUGCCGGGUUGUAAGACGGUCGAUCGAAAGUUCAAACUACCCUGUAAGAGGAUGACCAUCUUGUCCGCUCCUCCCAAGAAUCCUGCGAAGGAAGCAAGGGAUGCUUUGCUCCAACAAUUCGCGCGGACCGUGGAGAGGCCCGGUUUCGUGGACUUUAAUAAAUUCGAAUGAGGAUCGUUUCGAUACCGACCCGUUGGAUCGCUCGAAAUAUUAAUGUUAAUAACGUUUAUGCCCGUCAGUGGCCUUUUGGCGUUCAAAGCGUUAAAACGAAUGAUUUAAGAGAAAAGUUGAAAGUUUCUUGAAUACGAAUGACGAGGAAUGUCGGAGGAAAGUUUUAGGCAUCGAACAGUAUGUCUUGUUGAUUCGAAUGAUCGAUCAAUCCUUGUUAAACUGGAUCACAGAGGCAUAUCCGUCAUUUAAAGUUUCGGAACUCCGAAACGGGGAGCUUUCGAGUUCGUGGAAUUCGUGUUGGGUUUACGUGGGAGGAAAGAUGGUGUUGCCUCGUUCUUCGGAGGGAUAAUCUUGAUGCGCGACGGUUGUUUCAGCUGAUUCCUUGGAAAUAUUUCAUGAACAUAAGGAAUUAUUAAUAUAGAAUUUUCAGAAUAUACGUGUGUAAUUUUAUCGAUGCGUCUUUUGUGAGGAAGAUUUGUAAAUUUGUAAAUUU
Messenger RNA from Osmia lignaria (orchard mason bee), 2559 nucleotides. RefSeq names its product outer dynein arm-docking complex subunit 4. NCBI's taxonomy places the organism in Eukaryota, Metazoa, Arthropoda, Insecta, Hymenoptera, Megachilidae. Gene Ontology annotation, molecular function: protein binding. The record is from RefSeq and is a predicted model, not a curated record.